UGGACUUUCUUCUUUCUGGAGAAUGGACUGAAAUAUUCAUUUUCAUUUUUUUUUCCAGAAAGGACACAUACUGUCCUUCUUUAAGGAAAUAACAGUAAUUAUGAGAAUAUAACACUAGGGAUGUGAUAAAGAGAUAUACACCCUAUUUUUUUAAAGAUUCUGGUAAAAUCAGCAAUAAUCUUUGUGUAAAGUCAUUAUUCUCACAAAUGAUCAUGAAUCACAAUGCUGUAAGAUGACUGGUGGUCAAGGUGGGGUUAAGAGAUUGUAAUUCUACUGAACAUACAUCUGUGUGGGCUGUCUUUAAAAAGUAACUCUGUUGGAUGUAAUUCUGCAUGGAUGGUCAGUGUGCCUCGUCUGGACUGCAGAUAUGAGGGGAUAAUCCCCAACACCAAAGCUAACAGGGUGAGAGGGGACAAGGAACGACCACACCUCGGUCCACACACCCAAACCACACAGCAGACAGACAGACAGACAGAAGGACAGGCAGUCUGAUGCCAACGGUCUCCUCUGUGAAACACACGGGACGACUCCUCCUGCUGUUGCUAUGGGCAACCCACCUCUCCAUGGCGACCAACUGGCUUUCUCUGGCCCGGCUGCCACGUUCUCGUCCGAUAUCGGGCGAUGGGCCAUGUGGGCGUCUGAGGGGACUUUCAGCUGGACAGGUGGGGGUGUGCCGGGCACGGGGGGAGGUCAUGGAGUCCGUGAGGAAAGCUGCAGAGAUGGUCAUUGAGGAGUGUCAGCACCAGUUCAGGAACCGUCGCUGGAACUGUUCCACCACACCUCGUGGCAUUAAUAUGUUUGGCCGGGUGAUGAACCAAGGAACACGGGAGGCAGCUUUCGUCCAUGCUCUGUCUUCUGCGGCGGUAGCAGUGGCAGUAACAAGGGGCUGCAGCCGGGGGGAACUGGAGAGGUGUGGCUGUGACCGGAAAGUUAGAGGGGUUAGUCCAGAAGGGUUCCAGUGGUCUGGCUGUUCAGAUAACCUGUCCUACGGUGUGGCGUUCUCGCAGACAUUCGUGGAUGAGCCGGAGCGGGCGAAAGGCACGUCAUCAGGCCGACCACUGAUGAACAUCCACAAUAACGAAGCAGGGCGCAAAGCCAUCCUCCACAACAUGCAGGUAGAGUGCAAGUGUCACGGUGUGUCCGGCUCCUGUGAGCUCAGGACCUGCUGGAAGGUCAUGCCCCCAUUUCGACGGGUUGGUGCUGUGCUGAAGGAGCGCUUCGAUGGAGCCACAGAGGUGCGUCUGUCACGGGUGGGCUCUCGCACAGCUCUGCUGCCAAAGGACCCCCAGGUGAAGCCACCAGCUGCGCGUGAUCUUGUGUACUUAGCCGCCUCACCAGAUUUCUGCCGCCUAGACCCUGAAAACGGCAUCCCGGGGACAGCUGGCCGCCGCUGCAAUGGUACAUCGCGGCUGGCGCCGGAUGGUUGUGAGCUGGUGUGCUGUGGGCCAGGUUUCCGGGCUGGAAGAGCCGAGGUGAUCCAGCGCUGCUCCUGCAAGUUUUCCUGGUGCUGCUCAGUCCGGUGCCAACAGUGCAAAAACACUGUGCUCAUUCACACCUGCAAAGAGUGACCUAUACAAUUAAGCCUGCCUUAACUUUUCAUGGUGAACAGAUCCUUCCUCCAGAACCCAACAUCAGUAUCCGACUUUUCCUACUCUCCUACAAUUUACUAACACUAGGCAGAGCACAGGAGAGGCGCAUAAUAUGAUCCCUACACUUUCUAUUUAUGCUGUUCUCAUGUUUGUGGUUCUGGUACCUGUGCACAGGCUCAUAAACAACAAAAAGUCCAGUUCUGCUUACAGUAAACUCUCCAACUGAUCCACCCGCACCCGCACAUGCACACAAAGCUAACUUGAUCAGACAAAGCUUUAAGGCGGAAUUUAACCUUGGAAUAACUUUCUUUAUGGAGAUUUAGUACAUAGUUUUACCAGUUUAGACUAGUGCACUUUGCAUAUAAGUAUUUAUAAUUCCAUAUCACUGUUACUGAUUGCCUCUCUCCUCUCUUAUUUAUUUGAAUUCCUAUUCUGCUUGUGUGUGAAUCUACAUUUCUGAUCAAUCUGUGUUGUACCAACAUGUCCUGCUGCACACAAGUUGAGUCAUUCUAUUCUUGCUGCUAUAUUCUCUGACUGUCUGGUAAAAAUAAACUGGUUUACACACCAAAUG
This is a messenger RNA of Pygocentrus nattereri (red-bellied piranha), 2160 nucleotides long. RefSeq names its product wingless-type MMTV integration site family, member 4b (gene wnt4b). The transcript has 9 exons. NCBI's taxonomy places the organism in Eukaryota, Metazoa, Chordata, Actinopteri, Characiformes, Serrasalmidae. Gene Ontology annotation, molecular function: cytokine activity; frizzled binding. Bases 492 to 1568 code for a protein of 358 amino acids. Gene Ontology annotation, cellular component: extracellular region. Gene Ontology annotation, biological process: multicellular organism development; cell fate commitment; canonical Wnt signaling pathway. The record is from RefSeq and is a predicted model, not a curated record.